Racocetra persica is the source of this 1671-nucleotide messenger RNA. NCBI's taxonomy places the organism in Eukaryota, Fungi, Glomeromycota, Glomeromycetes, Diversisporales, Gigasporaceae. The record is from the annotation of a GenBank genome assembly.
AUAGAUUUUACAUUUGAUUAUGGUCUUGAUUAUUGUGGAAUUCGAACAUUUCGUGAGAGAGGGUAUAUGUUUACGGGGAUUGAACGUCCUUGUUAUAGAAUAAUGCUUGUGGCGUGUUAUUGGACCAAGGGUGAUAUCGAGCUUGUGAAAGAAUUUUACGAACGAUUGAGAUUUCAUAGGAUCGUCCCAAGUUCAUCUAUGAUCUUUUAUGCAUGUUUGAAUGAACCUCAGACAGCAAAUUGUUUCCUUCUUGAAUGUAAUGGUAUAGAUGAUUUAAACAAGAUUGAUCUUGUAAAAAAAAUUUCUGGGAAAUCUGGUGGUAUGGGUGUAACUUUAUCGAACGUUCCUUCUUCUGAAUUUUUAAAAGUUGCGAUGAUGUUGAAUGAAAUUGGAGCUAAAAAGAUUGUGGAAGGAAAUAAUAAGCGUGCUGGAUCUAUUUCAGUUUCAGUAGAUGUUUAUAGUAUUAAUGUACUCGCGUUGCUUGGUCUUCGUCUGAAUAUCGGUGAUGAGUCUACUCAUGCUCCAAAUCUUUAUACUUGUGUGAAUUUAUGCGAUUUGUUUUUCGAACGUUUUGAUUCCGGUAAGAUGUGGACUCUUUUUAAUCCUUCUGAUGACGGUGUAUCCAAAUUAUCGCAACUUUAUGGUGAUGAGUUUAAAAAACAUUACUUAUCACUUGAAUCAAAAUAUCCUGAUGCUAAAAAGAUCGAUCCGGGACAAAUAUUACACAAUAUUCAUUAUUCAUCCUCUCAAUCUGGUUUUCCGUAUGUCAUUUCCAAAUAUCAAAUGUUUAGAACGUCUAAUUUAAAACAUUGCGGUCAGAUAAUAACAAAUUUAUGUACUGAGAUAUGUGAACCUGCUGGUAAAGACAUGUCUUCCGUUUGUAAUUUGUUGAGUUUGGAUCUUGCCAGUUUUUUAAUUGAUGGAGAAUUUGACUGGGAAGAAUUUAGAAAAUGUGUUGAACUUUCCGUAAUAGCCUUGAAUAACGCGAUAGAUUUGAUGUAUUAUAUUGAUGAAACAACUAAGAGACCUAAUCUUCAAAAUAGACCUAUCGCUAUAGGAUAUCAAAAUUUAUCCGUUAUCCAAGCUUUUUCAAUCUAUGCGUACGUAUAUCACAUUGUUCUGUUGAAGCGCAUGGGACGUAAAUUUCCUACUUAUGAGGGAUGUGAUCUCAGUAAGGGAAUUUUACAUUUUCAACAUUUUAAAAAAUCCGAUGGUUCUUUUAUUCAAGAUGAGGAUACGGUGUUUCCUGAUGAAUUUAAACAACUUCGAGAAGAUAUUUUGAAACACGAGAUAUCAAUUAACGCUUAUGCUGAUCGGGCAUUAUCGAACGAAUUUUUCGUUUAUAAUAAAUAUCUUUAUGACGUUUUGAAGAAAGAAGGAUUUUACGAAGAUGGAAUAUUUAGGACUAUAGCUUUAUCCAGGAGGGUCUUGAUGGAUAAAGGAUGUUUUCAAAACUAUGUGGGAAGUAGGUCUUUCAUUAUACAGCACCUUGGAAUGCAUCGUGACCGUAUAAUAUUCAUAGAUCAUUCGGCGAGUCUUAAUCUUUAUCUUUCUAAAAGUAUGCACGAUAUAGUUAUUGAUGAGUAUUACAGAUUGAAUAACGACAUAACACGUAAACUUUGGAAGUUAGGAGUUAAGACUAUCAAAUAUUAUGGUCAGUUGGAAAUUUGA